UCAACAAAACUUGCAGCAAAAAGAGAUCAUGAAGAAACAGAACAGAUAAUUUCUCCAGUGAAGUGAAGAAGAAGAAGAUAAUAUGGCUACUGAAAACAAAUCUAGUAAUUCACUCAAGUUGAAAUCCAGCAGCAAUCAAGUUAUAUCACCAAAAGGAAAAUCUGUUCUACCUCUGAAAAAUCCCACCAAGAAAAUUGAGAUUCCAUCACCAAAUAAUAGCAAAAAGAUUGCAGAUUUAAAACAAAAAUCUGCACUUGCUCUUUCUAAAUUAGCUGAGUUGAAAGGAAAACAAAUUACCACAACUACUACUACAAAAACAAAAACAACAACAACAACAACAUCAUCAAAAUCUAUAGUCAAAAGCAGUGGUGUAAGAAAAAGAUCAGCAAAGAAAGUUUUCACAUUAGCUGGACAGAAAUAUGACCCCCCUGAAGAGAGAGAACCUCUAAGGAUCUUCUAUGAAUCGCUAUCGAAACAGAUACCGUCAAGUGAAAUGGCAGAAUUUUGGAUGAUGGAACACGGAUUGUUAUCUCCUGAAAGAGCAAAGAAAGCAUACGCUAGGAAGCAAAAGAGGCAGCAGCAAAUCAGGAACGGAAUUCCAAUAAAGCCUCAAAAACCUGCUCUAAUAAAGGCUCCAAAACCAGCUGAUAGACCAGAGAGCUCACAAAAGCAACAAACACAACCAUCAAAAAAUGGUGAUGUGAAAAUGAAGAAAAGGACGGCAGAUGAUGAUGACGAUUUCCUUUUCAAGCUCAAGAAAUCAAAAGGGUAAAUAUUGAAUUUAUAACCCUUUUGUAUGUAACACGAUUUUCCGAUUACCUUAUACAAGUCCUGGAGUUGAUUGCCAGUGAUAGAAAGUUUAUUUGAUUCUGUAUUUUUCAACAUGAAUUCUGAAUGGACGAAAAUUCCAUUGACUGAACACAUUCAGUUGUAGAUCACUUACUUGGAUAUUCUUUGUAAUGUAUAAGUCGAUUACACAUUAUGAGAAAUAAGCAAAACAGCUUUCGGGUUCUUGUUUCCAUA
Molecule: messenger RNA, 1023 nt
Organism: Papaver somniferum (opium poppy)
Lineage: Eukaryota; Viridiplantae; Streptophyta; Magnoliopsida; Ranunculales; Papaveraceae
Exons: 4
Coding region: 83-772 (229 amino acids)
Source: RefSeq, a predicted model, not a curated record